AUGAAUGAAACCGGCAUCGAUGCACUGGUGGAACUCGGGGUUCCGUUGGCUCUCCGGACAGGAUUGCAAGGAAUUGAUGACAUUUUGCAGAAUGACUUACAAUUUGGUGAAAUGUCGGAGGUGAUAGGAGAAUCGGGUGCGGGAAAAACUCAGUUGUGCUACGCUGUUGUUGCAAAUACGCUCAUCCAAACUAAGUUCAAUGUGAUCUGGUUAGAUUCGAAUGGUUCCUUUCGUCCGAGUCGAUUAGUAGAAUUCAUGAACGGAAGAGGAAUAAAUGACACGGAUGAUAUAGUAAGUGCCAUUCUAUUUUUCUAG
Ostertagia ostertagi is the source of this 315-nucleotide messenger RNA. The record is from the annotation of a GenBank genome assembly. Lineage: Eukaryota; Metazoa; Nematoda; Chromadorea; Rhabditida; Trichostrongylidae.